GCAUUCCCGUAAGCAGAAAGGACCUCCGCAAACCUCGUAUUCUCCUUGCCUGCUUUAUCCUUGCAAUUUUCGACAGGUUCCGCUCAUCCCUUACCCUCGGUGCCGUCUGUCUGUCCCUACUGUCGUUGACUGUAUUCGUAGUCUCAUGGCGGAAGUCAAACGAGAGCAUGACUCACCUACCAGUGGGACCCAAGCAAAACCAAAACAACCUCCAAAGACAGACCCAAAGGCGGGCGCAAAACCCGCCAGCGGUACCAGAUCGCCAAACUAUCGUCUGAGAUAUACCCUUACUGGUCACACCAAGUCUAUAUCUUCUGUAAAGUUCUCUCCAGAUGGAAGAUGGCUGGCAACAGCUUCUGCCGAUAAUACCGUACGAUUGUAUCAUGCAGCGACAGGCCAAUAUGAGAUGACCCUCACAGGCCACAUGCAAGGAAUAUCUGAUAUCGCUUGGUCAUCAGAUUCAAAGGACAUUUGCUCUGCUUCUGAUGAUAUGACCAUUCGCAUAUGGAACAUUAGCUCGUCGGAGGCCAUAAGAGUAUUGAAGGGACACACGAAUUACGUAUUUUGCGUCAACUUUCAUCCCCACAAUAAUCUAAUCGUCUCCGGAUCAUUCGAUGAAAGCGUACGGAUCUGGGACGUAAAGAAGGGGAAGUGCUUGAAAACUCUGCCCGCGCAUUCAGACCCAGUAUCAGCUGUCUGCUUCAACCGAGAUGGGACAGUUAUCGUGUCAUGUAGUUAUGAUGGACUCAUUCGAAUUUGGGACACAGCAACAGGGGAUUGUUUAAAAACCAUUGUUGAUGAUAAUAAUCCCCCAGUUUCCUUUGUCAAAUUCUCUCCUAACGGUAAAUACAUCCUCGCAUCAAGUCUGGACAACACAUUGAGAUUAUGGAGCUACUCCAACGGCAAAUGUCUAAAGACGUAUACGGGCCACCAAAACUCAAAGUAUUGCGUAUUCGGCUCUUUCUCGGUUACCGGUGGAAAAUGGAUUGUGAGUGGAUCUGAGGAUCACUUGAUAUAUAUAUGGAAUUUGCAGACAAAAGAGAUUGUGCAGACAUUAGCUGGGCAUACAGACGUCGUUCUGUGUGUGGCGUGCCAUCCGACAAUGAACAUGAUCGCUUCUGGUGCCAUCGAUAAUGACAUGACGGUCCGAGUGUGGGUAGACGAUGGACCAUCAUAAACUGCCCGAACAGAUCUGCAACAUAAUGCAAGUGCAACUACAUGUAAUUACUUCCUUCUUGACUGUCCAUAAAUAUGAGUGCUGGGUGUGGUGAUAAGAUCUUAGUUCCUUUACCAAUCAUCAGAGAAAAGGUUAUGAUCACGUAUGCAAUUUAGAAACAUUUGAUUUCCCA
Molecule: messenger RNA, 1349 nt
Organism: Spizellomyces punctatus DAOM BR117
Lineage: Eukaryota; Fungi; Chytridiomycota; Chytridiomycetes; Spizellomycetales; Spizellomycetaceae
Exons: 8
Coding region: 146-1177 (343 amino acids)
Cellular component (GO): Set1C/COMPASS complex
Molecular function (GO): histone binding
Source: RefSeq, a predicted model, not a curated record